This is a messenger RNA of Drosophila subobscura, 1363 nucleotides long. RefSeq lists its product as uncharacterized. Bases 21 to 1358 code for a protein of 445 amino acids. Gene Ontology annotation, cellular component: axoneme; ciliary basal body. The record is from RefSeq and is a predicted model, not a curated record. Lineage: Eukaryota; Metazoa; Arthropoda; Insecta; Diptera; Drosophilidae. The transcript has 2 exons. Gene Ontology annotation, biological process: cilium assembly.
UAGACCGAACAACACCCAAGAUGAGUACCACGCCGCACAGUUUGAAGACGGAUGUGUCGAUGAGCCGCAAGUCCGAUCUUAAGUCGCAUCUCAGCAAGGCAGCGCUACACCAGGAGUUUGUGCCGCCGCAGGACUUGGACAUUUCGGCCAUUAUGUACAAAUAUUAUUUGGAGGAAUAUCGCAAAUAUACGCCCGAGGAGCGUGACUCGCGGUUGGCCACCUUCGAUGCCAUGGACAUGCUGCGGACCAUCGAGCAAAUACACAACGAUGUGGCCACCAUGAAGCUGGAGAAUUACAUUAUGGUCGAGUUCCUGGAGAAGAAUGAUCCAAAGCUAUUGAUUGGACUGCGACAGCGUCGCACUUCGAUACUGAAACGUUUCCAGAACAAGCAGCGUGCCUCGUUCCAUGGCAGUCAGCGAAUGAGCAGCCGGCAGUCGAGCUCCAAGCGUUCCAUACCCCUCUCCACGUCUCAUCUGGCGUCCUUGUCGCCCACUGCAACCGACAGGCGUCGCGGCACGGAAUACAAACUGAACUUCAAGGCCAAGGCAGAGAUGGCCGAGAAAAGGGCUGCCGAAGUGGAGAAGCGUGUGGUGGACAUCGAAAGGAAUGCCAUGCUGGAGGUGAAGCAGCUGCGUGCCAAGAUCGAAGAGCUGCGUGCACGCAGCGAGGAGACCAUGGAGACGGAGAACAACUUCAUGUUGCACUUUCUGCGCGACGAGAACGAUGUGGCCUUCCUGGAGUCGGCCACAGAGCGACAAAUCGAACGAAAACUGCGCAAAUUCACCAGCAAUUGGUUCAAGAAUGCCCGCGCACUGCUCGGCACCAUGAAGCUAACGAUUGUCUCGCUGCAGGAGACGUGCCAGCAGCAUCGUGCUGAUCUCAUCACCAAGUCGGAUCUAAGUGGAAUCCUCACGGCCGUCGACUUUGAGAAGCUGAUCAUCAAGCGCACGGAGCUAAUCAAUCAGCUGGAGGAGAAGAACAUUCACAUGGCGGGACUGAAGGGCGUCACGGGCAAGACCUCACUGGCCAUGACCGAGGAGAAGCAGGCCAUGAUGAACCUAGAGUCCGAGAUGCGUACGGUACACAAUCGCACCGAGGAGGUGGCUCGUGCCAUUUCCAAGCUGGAAAAGGAAGUGGCCAUCGUUGAGCUGCACAACGACAAGGACUCGGUGACCCUCGACGAGUUGCGCGCCCAGCUGCAGGAGUAUGAGGCGCCCAGUGUCAGCGAGUAUAUCGAACGCAAGGAGGAGGCACUCGUACUCGAGAAGGAGGAGAAGAUGCUCCAACGCAAGAUCUACAUCCUAAACAUGAAGCUCAACAAUCUAAUGCGCCGACGUAUGCGCGUCUCUGAUUUUUAAAACAU